Molecule: messenger RNA, 2184 nt
Organism: [Torrubiella] hemipterigena
Lineage: Eukaryota; Fungi; Ascomycota; Sordariomycetes; Hypocreales; Clavicipitaceae
Source: the annotation of a GenBank genome assembly
CCCCUCUUACGUAGUCGGAGUCUGGACCGUUGGAUCUCUUCACCCGCUCACCUUUCCUCGGCCACUAUCUUUUUUUUCCCUUGUGCAUGUCAGUGCUUAUUCUGCUCACCUCCGCUUUCUUUGCAUUGUGUGGUGGGCGUUCCCCUCCUUUCCAUCUGUUGUUAUAUAUCCGCCGUGUUCCCAGCCCUUCCUUUGAUCCCACCCAGUAUUCGGAGCACCGCUCAACCGCCUUCCUUUUUGCACUCAAGCGUCUUUGAAAGACUGCCUAUUGUCGUUUCUAUUACCGGCAGUGCCGUGUUAACUCAGACCCAACGUCAACUAGCACCAACCUCGCUAUUCUGGAAACAGUCUCAUCAGGCCAUUCCCCAACAGCAAACCACUGUCCUUGAAAAGCCAACCACCACGGUCCUUUUUGAAACAUUAUACAUCAACCAUCUCACUUUGCCUGCCUUUUGCUACUCUUGAUAUCUUCAUCAUGUUUGCUAAAGCUAUUGCCAUUCCUGCCAUCCUGGCUCUUGCCCAGCAAGUCCAGGCUGAUGUUUGGACUACUGUCUAUGAGACUCACUAUGUCACUAUGGGAGUCAACCCCCCCGCUGCCACUGCUGCCCCGGUCGUUGUCGUUCCUCCUCCCCAGACGACUCUCGUUACCCUGGUCCGCCCUGCUCCCCAGGAGAAUGCUGAGGAGGCCGGUGAUUCUGAUGAGGCUGCCGAUGCCGCCCCGACUCAGAACGCCAACCUUGCUGCUGAUGCUGCCACUUUUGCCAAGCGCGGUAUCGCUUACAAUGACGUUACCCUAGCCAACACCAUGGCCAAGGACUGCCCUAACUGCGGCUGGACCUACAACUGGGAUUCCGCUUCCGCAGGUGUUGCUAAGCGUCUCAACUACAUCCCCAUGCUCUGGAGUGAUCGCUCUGACCACGUCCAAAACUGGAAUGCCAACGCCAACGCUGCUAUCAAGGCUGGUAGCACGGCACUCUUCAGUUUCAACGAGCCCGACAACAAGGGACAAGCCGCCAUGUCUCCCGACUACGCCGCCAAGAAGCACAUCCAAUACAUGAACCCUUUCAAGGGCAAGGCCCUGAUCGGUGCUCCUGCUGUCACCAACAGUGGCAACCCUGGUGAAGGCAUUGAGUGGCUCAAGAGCUUCUUGUCUUCUUGCAAGACUGAGGGUGGCUGCACCGUUGACUUCUGCAACGUGCACUGGUACUCUGGCGCUCAGUACUCCGAAACCCUGUUCACUCACCUUGAUGCCGCCCACAAGGCCUGUGCCAACAAGCCCAUCUGGCUGACUGAGUUUGCUCCCACUGGCGCUAGCGACGCGGAUACCGUCACCUUCCUCAACAACGUUCUUCCUCGUCUUGAGAAGCUUACCUACCUUCAUGCUUAUGCCUACUUCAUGACCAAGAAGGGCAGCUUGAUGGACAACCAGGGUGGCCUCAGCACCUACGGCAAGACUUACGCCGCUCACGCCAAGGGCGCCUAAAUGAUCUCCCCAAGGUCCCUCAACACUAAAUUUUCAACUUUCAAUUCUUGUACAUUCGCUAGGGAAAAAAUACCCGGAUACCUUUAAGACUCUCGUUCAUUCUCCAGAGGAGACUUUUAUGAUUCAAUGAUAUGACGCAAAUAUCAGUGGCCUAGCUCUUGGCUAGCUAGCGCUCCAGAAAUGUUCAUUUUACAUUCGCUGUAUAUAUUCCGGCCUCGUACCGUCCAUGGAUGGUUUUACAUAUUAAAGAGGCCUUCAUUAGACUAGAUUUAGAUUCUUGAUGGCAUUCGUUUCCGAGAAUCAAAUGCAAGUUGUGUUACAAAAAUUCUUAAUUAUUCUCCCAAUAAGCAUGUGUAUGACAAAAGAAGGAAACCCAAGCCACUUCCAGCCCUCUUUACCUCUCAAAAGCGCCCAGUAGUAUCCAGUGUCAUAACAAAUGUUAUUCAUUUCAUUACAAUGCACCUGCCAGAUACUGUAGUGUUGGCUUGCUCUUACUGGUUUGUCCUACCAGCUAAAUCGUUAUCAACAUCACUCAGUGAAGCUGAAUCGUGAGUCGUCGUGGCCUCUGCUGAGACAACGGGAGAGUCAACGAGCUUCGGGUAAUCAGACGAAAAACAGUCAUUGUUAAUUCUAGUGGCGACACCAGAACCUGUAACACUUGCAGACUGUCUAGUCUCUUCCGGGAAGAGUUCAAGAGGGCG